Messenger RNA from Thlaspi arvense, 339 nucleotides. The record is from the annotation of a GenBank genome assembly. NCBI's taxonomy places the organism in Eukaryota, Viridiplantae, Streptophyta, Magnoliopsida, Brassicales, Brassicaceae.
AUGGCGACAGUUUCAAGGGUUUUCGGAGCUUGCAGGGUAUUGAUGACGAAGGCUGCUUCUUCCCCCGGCGCUAGCAGCGGUAGAGAAGGCAAAGGCAUACUCAAGGUGCUCCCCGUUUCGCAGCCGCUCGCUAAGUUCAUUGGCGCUAACGAAGUCGCUCGUACAACCGCCGUGAAGAAAGUGUGGGAACACAUCAAGCUUCACAACCUCCAGAAUCCGGAAAACAAGAAGCAGAUACUAUGCGAUGCGAAACUGAAGACAAUAUUCAAUGGACAAGACACGGUUGGGUUCCUGGAGAUUGCAAAACUUCUGUCUCAGCAUUUUCCCAAGUCUGCUUGA